Molecule: messenger RNA, 2412 nt
Organism: Chilo suppressalis (striped riceborer)
Lineage: Eukaryota; Metazoa; Arthropoda; Insecta; Lepidoptera; Crambidae
Source: the annotation of a GenBank genome assembly
UUAUAAAACUGCACAGUUUCCUAUACUAAACGAAAUCGUAUAAACUGUAUCGUUUGAACUGUACAGUCUGAUCGUAACGAUUUCUCGUAGUGUGUAUGGCGGGUAUUAAGAAUUUCAUAAAUUUUAUGGCCCGCCAUUCAAAAAGUUUGCCCACCACUGGUGUAGACGAACCUACUUGCAAAUUCACCAACUACUAUCUGGCACAUCUAUGCAUAAAGUAGGUAAAUUACUCAAUGCCGUCAGUGUCAUUUCGGUUCUAUUUUUAAACACUGCCAGUUUUUGAGUUAUUAUUCCAACCAAAUCAAUUAUUUAUUGUAUUAGAAAUUUUUUUGACCGUCAAAAAGCGUUCGUGAGCCCGAUCAGCUCUCGACUGUGAAAGUUUUUGAUGGUGUACAUAUUUAUUUUAUCGAAAUGGUUAAUAAAGGUGUAGAACCGAAAAGCAGUCGUAUAUUCCACCAAUGUUACCUGAAGUGUUGCAAACUGCAAAACUUGACGCCACUCAACAACGUUAUACCUUCGGGAAAUGGCAAAGUGCUGGAUUUCUGUGUGGAUCGGAUAAAGUAUGCGGACUGGCCGCCUAUUCUCAAUGCCCUCAGUUGCGACCUCAGUUUGCAUUCAGUCUCCAUAAAGUGCAGGCAGCAAGUUAAAACUGUACUCGAGCAAAUAGACUGCGAGAGACUCGCGAAGACAGUGAACAAGCGUGCCGUGAUUCUCACCAACUUUAUGCUGACCAACUUGGUGGAGGCGAUCGCGCAGCUGCUCGCCAACACCACGCUACUAACUUCACUGCUGCUAGACGGGCUGCCUCUCAGGAUACCCUACUUGAACCCGUUGUAUGAGGCUCUACUAACGAAUGGUUCCCUCCAACACCUGUACCUGCCCCAUACACUGAUCAACGACGCUGGCUGCUUGGCCGUCUGCAAGGCUGUGAGGUGUCUCCCUAAUAUUCUCACUCUGGACCUCUCGGGAUGUGAACUCACGAGUCUUGGUGCGGGGCACAUUGCCGAUUUAGUUAAGUACCAAAAGAUCCACCGAUACAGUGAGAACUGGAUCCAUACAUUACGAUACCGCAUGCCAGAGUUGGAUACGAUGGCAGGCCUACGACGGAUAACUUUGUGCGGGAAUCCUCAACUCGGCGACCAGGGCGCGGCCAAGCUAUACGACGUAUUGGCGGACGACUUAUGGAUCAAAGCUGUGGACUUGCAAAACUGCGGGUUGACUGAACAGAGUGCGGAUGUUGCAUUGCAAAUGAUGAACUCCAACACAACUCUGGUCAUAUUAGACAUGAGGAACAAUGUCGACAUUUGCAUUGAAUCUCUUUCCAAACUCAGAGCUGCCCUAAGGGGGAAUGAAAGACGAGUCGGAGGACAAGUGUAUUCGUGGCUUGGCAACCUCAGUGGAUCAUCGAGUGAUGGCAGAUCGGUUAAAUCUGUAGCUUCCAAAAAUGGAUUAAUAAAAGACCGAAACCCAUCCAUGAACAAAGGAGUACCAGCAAAAUAUACGAAUAAGAUCUCAGCGAUUAAAAAAGAAAAAGACUACGCUGAAGUUCUGGAAGAACAACUUCAGGAGGAAAUAUCGCACAGGCAGCAGUUGGAAGAAUUGAACCUACAGCUGGUUGAUCAGAUGAAACAACUCAAACAACAUCAGCAACGAUUGUGGGCGAAUGGAACUCAAUCCUCUGGUUCGGAACAAUCGUUCCAAGCUAGUUCCAGGUCCUGCGACUUGUCCAGCAGUUCAGGAUCCACGAGCUCAGUACCAAUUGACCAGAACACGUUGUCUUAUAUACAGCAGGCGUUUAAAGACAUUUACGCGUUCAUCAAAAACAAUCAGUGUUACGGGCAAUGUCUCCACGAAAUUGCAAAAGACACACAGGACCAACAACCAGAACACGAGACGACAAAUGAAAUGACCGUAGUUGAAGAGAUGGAAGAAUACGAUUCGACGGAGCUGCGCAUCAACAUCGUACCAAAGAAGGCUCAGAGCACACACGUUAAGAUGACGGACAAUAUGAAGAUGAACAAACCUACAAAGUCUGCGCAUAUGCUUGGGGACAAGCAGCGUGCUGAGCGAAACAGAGACAAUGUAGAAAUGAAACCAGAAAUGUUUGAGCGACAAAUGGGAGAUACGAGAAAUUCACACAGUGACGAUCACAGCCUAAUAGAUGAGGUUAUAUCAGCGCAAAACAAGCCCAAGAAGAAGAGGAAUAACUACGAUCACAAUAUGAGCGCAUACGAGGCGGGCAGCGUGAGCGACUCGUCGGACACUCUGGUGUGCUCGCCGCACGCGCGCCGCGUCCGGCCCGCGCCGGCACCCAACCCGCGCGACGCUCUCUGCUCCUCGGAUGACGAAGAUAGCUCGUGAUUUUUUUAUAUGCAUAUAUAUUUAUUAAAAACCAUUAUAGAAUAAAAACGU